Molecule: messenger RNA, 903 nt
Organism: Elgaria multicarinata webbii
Lineage: Eukaryota; Metazoa; Chordata; Lepidosauria; Squamata; Anguidae
Product: serine protease 27-like
Exons: 6
Coding region: 1-903 (300 amino acids)
Biological process (GO): proteolysis
Molecular function (GO): serine-type endopeptidase activity
Source: RefSeq, a predicted model, not a curated record
AUGCUAUUUGUACUCUCCUUGCUAAUCAUAUGGCAACUGAUGGUGGUAGAAGGUGCUGCUUAUCCAGAACCAGUUUGUGGGAAGCCAAAAAUAAUAUCUUCACGAAUCAUUGGGGGCCAACCAGCCUCGAAUGGGUCAUGGCCCUGGCAAGUCAGCAUUUUUCGAGGCGGACGUCCUGUUGGCGGAGGCUCCCUUAUAAAUAAGCAGUGGGUUCUGUCAGCAGCUCACUGUUUCUUUGGAUCCCUUGCCACUGACCAAUAUGAUGUGGUGCUAGGUAUUACUCAGCUGAAGAAACCCACAAAGUCCGUGGUAGAAUCCAAAGUGAAACGGAUUAUUUCCCACCCUGACUAUGACGGCAAAAGAGGGGAUAUCGCUUUACUUAAACUUAAGUCUCCUGUGGAAUUCACUGACUACAUCCUCCCUGUCUGCCUGCCAGACUCUUCCGUACAGUUCCCUCCUGAAGCAGACUGCUGGGUCACCGGAUGGGGAAUGAUUCGACCAGGAGGGGGGCUGCCACCCCUAAAUGGCCUUAAUGAACUGAAGGUGUCACUGAUAAACCGAACAUACUGCAACACUCUCUACACCAGUAAUCCAAAUAUCUCAUUGGGUGAAGAACCUAUUCAGCCUGAUAUGGUCUGUGCUGGUUACCCUGAAGGUGGGAAGGAUGCCUGCCAGGGCGACUCCGGAGGAGCCAUGGCUUGCAAACUUGAAGGAGGUUGGACCCAGGCUGGGAUUGUGAGUUGGGGAGUAGGGUGUGCCCGGCCCAAUUUCCCUGGCGUCUAUGCUUCCACGACUUUCUAUGCCAACUGGAUCAAUGAGACGAUGGCUGCUAAUGGUAGUGGACUGCACCACACCUCCACAGUGAUACUCCUUUUGCUCUCCUUUGCUCUAGCGCUCCUGUGA